UCUUUUCAGAUCCAUUCAGCACAAGACUCGAGUCAGCGAACGGACUAUCUCUGCUUUAAGCAGAAUCCAAUCUUGUUAACCUGAUUUACAAUAAGUAAUGCAGACAGUUAUAUGCUCUCUCCUUCUCGAGGUUGCACAAUAGGUGGCCCAGCUGCGCUACAUCUCAAGGAUUUAGAGGCAAACAAAAUAGGAGACAUGUUUGGAAUAUAUUUAUCACAUCAAGUGCUGGAUCAAACUUGAAGUCGGUUUUUUUUUUUUUUUUUUUUUUUUUUUAAAUUCUGCAAACCGGAAAGGCCCUCUUGCCUCUCUGUUCUGUAGAUGCAUUUUAGCUUUCUUUUUAGAACACUUUUGGGUUUUUGUGCUGUUUUGUUAUUAAUAAGCUGUUCGGCUCCAUGAACUAAAAUACUGAUGGUAGAUGCCAAAGGAAAGAACAUGAAAUGUCUCACUUUUUUUUUGAUGCUUCCAGAAACUGUCAAGAACCGGUCCAAUAAAGGCCCCAAAAAGGCAAGUUCCAGUAGCAGCAGCAGCAGCAAGUUGCCACCAGUUUGUUAUGAGAUAAUCACCUUAAAAACCAAAAAGAAGAAGAAGAUGGCUGCUGAGAUAUUUCCCAGUAAGAAGCCAGCUAACAGCAACUCCAACUCCGUGCAGCAAUACCACCAGCAGAAUCUCAAUAACAAUAACACUAUCCCAUCCCCAAACUGGCAAGGACUCUAUGGGACCAUCCGAGAAAGAAAUUCAGUGGUGUUCAACAAUGAAUUGAUGGCAGAUGUGCAUUUUGUGGUCGGACCACCAGGUGGGACCCAGCUCUUGCCCGGACAUAAAUAUGUUUUAGCUGUGGGGAGUUCGGUGUUCCAUGCAAUGUUUUAUGGGGAGCUGGCAGAGGACAAAGAUGAAAUUCGUAUACCAGAUGUUGAACCUGCUGCUUUCCUUGCCAUGCUGAAGUAUUUGUAUUGUGAUGAAAUUGACUUGGCUGCUGAUACUGUUCUGGCAACUCUGUAUGCUGCAAAGAAAUAUAUUGUCCCCCAUCUAGCCAGAGCAUGUGUUAACUUCCUAGAGACCAGUCUCAGUGCAAAAAAUGCUUGUGUUCUCCUCUCUCAAAGCUGCUUGUUUGAAGAACCUGAUCUGACCCAGAGGUGCUGGGAAGUGAUUGAUGCACAGGCAGAACUUGCUUUGAAAAGUGAAGGUUUUUGUGACAUUGACUUUCAAACACUUGAAAGUAUCCUUAAAAGAGAGACUUUAAAUGCCAAAGAAAUAGUUGUGUUUGAGUCGGCUCUCUGCUGGGCUGAAGUAGAAUGUCAACGUCAGGACUUAACGCCUACCAUAGAGAAUAAGAGGAAAGUUUUGGGCAAAGCUCUCUACUUAAUUCGCAUCCCUACCAUGGCGCUUGACGAUUUUGCCAACGGUGCUGCGCAGUCCGGAGUGUUGACUCUCAAUGAAACAAAUGAUAUCUUUCUUUGGUAUACAGCUGCUAAGAAACCAGACCUAGAGUUUGUAAGCAAUCCUCGAAAGGGCUUAGUCCCUCAGAGGUGUCAUCGAUUUCAAUCCUGUGCCUACCGCAGCAACCAAUGGCGUUACAGAGGCCGCUGUGACAGCAUCCAGUUUUCCGUGGAUAAACGAGUAUUUAUCGCAGGCUUUGGUCUCUAUGGCUCCAGCUGCGGGUCAGCAGAAUACAGUGCAAAAAUUGAACUGAAACGACAAGGAGUGAUAUUGGGACAGAAUCUAAGCAAAUAUUUUUCAGAUGGAUCCAGCAAUACUUUCCCUGUUUGGUUCGAGUAUCCCGUGCAAAUUGAGCCAGACACGUUCUACACAGCCAGCGUGGUCCUGGACGGCAAUGAAUUGAGUUACUUUGGACAGGAGGGAAUGACUGAGGUGCAGUGUGGGAAAGUAACUGUACAGUUUCAGUGUUCCUCAGACAGCACAAAUGGAACCGGGGUGCAAGGUGGACAGAUACCAGAACUUAUUUUCUACGCCUAACGCAAUGUACUUUCUAUAGUCUAAUAGACAUUUUGUGCAAUUUUGAGUAUGGGAAUAUACAGAAUGUGAUUUAUAUCUAUAUUUAAAGUACCUGUGACAACACUUUCUUAUAUCUAGUACACUUUAGCUGUUACGUUUGGUAUAGAUUAGUUGUACAGUGUAAAUUAAAGGCACUUUCUAAAAUGGUUUCUAAAACCUUCAUUAAACUGAACUCUGCUUAUUACAAAUGAGAAAGUAUUUUGAUAACUGCAUUGUACCAGUGUAUCUUAUGUUUUGCGUUAACAAGUUAGAGUUUAUAACAGAUGUAUAUUUCUAUCUUUAUCCCAUAAAUAGAGAACACUAUGUACAUUCAAAUAUUUACAGACUGAAAUGCUGUCACAAAAUUAUCAAGCCUUGAGAAAAUGAAUCUGACGAUCCCAUGAAAAACCCUAUUUAAAUGUACCGCUACAAAUGCUCAACUCCACCCUCCAGUCCCCCAAUAUUCUAUUCUAGAUAGCUAUAGGCUGCACAUUUCAUUUUACAAUGUUUGGUUCUUCAUAUGGUAAGUACAGUGUUGUUACAUUUAAGUUGAUUUCUGCACUGUCUUUAGUUAAUGUUUGGAAUCUCCUCCUUUUUCUAUGUGGAUGCAGUUUAAUCUGUGACAACUAAACCUUUUUAUUUUUGACAGCAGUAAUAAUCUGUUGUACCUUGAGACCAGCAGGUUAUAAACAACCUGAGAACUUACGAGGAUAUUUGUCCAAAAAUGUUUUUAUUUCUGUUAAACCAAUGACCUUUUAUUUUUCGCAAGCUGUAAAAAUCUAAACCGCUGUCUUAUGACCUAUGACUCCUACAGACAACGGUAAUCAUAAAAUACAUUUUUAUUUACUUUGUUAUGACCUGUGUUUGGUUUCCUAGUCAUUCAAGACGCCAGUACUAUCUAUUACUACUGCAGUUUAAUUGAUGCUUUGUUCCACAAUUAUAAUAGCACUGUUGACUGUUCUUUUGAAUUUUCCAAAAUAAAUGUAGUAAGCCUAUUAAAAUA
This is a messenger RNA of Pseudophryne corroboree (corroboree frog), 2995 nucleotides long. RefSeq names its product BTB domain containing 3 (gene BTBD3). Gene Ontology annotation, molecular function: protein binding. Gene Ontology annotation, cellular component: cytosol. The coding region runs from base 409 to 1974 and encodes 521 amino acids. Gene Ontology annotation, biological process: cerebral cortex development; neurogenesis; dendrite morphogenesis. NCBI's taxonomy places the organism in Eukaryota, Metazoa, Chordata, Amphibia, Anura, Myobatrachidae. The record is from RefSeq and is a predicted model, not a curated record. The transcript is spliced from 4 exons.